AUGGUCCGGUAUGAUUUCGCUUGGCUUUGGGCCAUCCCCGUGCUGGCCCAAGUACACAGCUUCCAUCCCAGUGACCAUGACUACAUCACAUACAGCAUCAAUGUUCCUGACGACACGUCCAAAUCGGGAUCUGGCCCUAUAUUUAUUCAGAUGAACAGUACGCGCCGGGUACAGUGGCUUGCACUGGGCCAAGGAAGACAAAUGGCUGGCGCCAAUAUGUUUGUAGUCUACACAUCGGGCAACAAUGUGACUGUGUCUCCGCGGUCGGGCGUUGGUGAAAUUCAACCAUUGUAUAACAAGGACGCCCAGAUCACAAUUCUCAAUGGCAGCGGUGUGCAUGACGGGGUUACGACUGCCAGCUUCCGGUGUGAUAGUUGCAUCAAAUGGAAUGGCGGAUCAGAGGAUGUGAAGAGCACUUCCAGUUCGUGGAUAUGGGCAAUGAAGGACGGAGAUUCCCUCAGCUCCUCCAGCGUGUCCGAGCAUAUCACACACCACGAUGAUCGGGGCGUUGCAUCCAUCGAUUUGACAAAAGCAACUGGCGGUAGCUCUGACAACCCUUUCGCUCAAUUGGCCCAAACCUCUGUGUCCUCCGCCGAGGAAGACCCGACUUCUGCGGCUAUCCGAGACACCAUCAAUCGGAAGAAAACAGCGCAUGCUGUGCUCAUGGUCUUGGCUUUUGUGAUCAUGUUCCCUUUCUUCGCUCUGGGACUUCAUGUCUUCCCGUCGAAAUGGACAGUGAACAUCCAUGGGACCUUCCAGUUGCUCACACUGGCAGUGGCUAUUGCUGGUCUCGGGGUAGGUGUCUCAAUGGCACGGCAGAUAAUGCUGGUCGACUCUUACCACGCAAUCAUUGGCAUGAUUGUGGUCGCGAGUCUGGUGCUUUUCCAGCCGGCCAUGGGCGUUUUGCAGCAUCGGUAUUUCCGGAAAACAGGCGGAAAGGGCGUCUUUGCGUACACGCACCGAUGGUUUGGAAGGACGAUGAUAAUAUUGGGGGUGAUCAAUGCUGGCCUUGGCUUCAAGCUUGCGCAAGGGCCCCGUGGGGCUAUCAUUGCAACCAGCGUUGUCGCCGGGAUCAUUGGGAUAUUUUACAUUGCGGUUGUUAGCUGGGUUGGCAGACCAAGGAGGCAUCUCGCAUAG
Messenger RNA from Penicillium olsonii, 1137 nucleotides. The record is from the annotation of a GenBank genome assembly. NCBI's taxonomy places the organism in Eukaryota, Fungi, Ascomycota, Eurotiomycetes, Eurotiales, Aspergillaceae.